UCUCAGUCUUCAUUCCAUUCUCGAAUCCCCCGGACGUCGACCUCCGAUCCGAUCGUCUACUUGGUUUGUUAUUGUUUCCUUUGGCUGCCUGGCAUUCGGCUAUUAAGUUGUUUUCGAUCUUAAAUACGUGGCUGAAAUCGCUCUGAACAAACAACACCACUCAUCACGAUGCCAAAUCCACUGUGGUUCGUCUUCUGGCUGCUGGUCUUCUGGUUCGUCUCCUUCUUCGUGGCAUUCUUCUGCGCCUUUUUCUACAUCUGGGUCUACGCAUUUGCCUCCUGCAUUCCCGCCCUGACGGGCAUAUCGGACAUUCUGCUCCAGGGAGUCCAGUUCCCGUUCUACUGCGGGAAAGCCAUGUUAGAGGGCAAGCAAGCUUUUUAAGGGGGAUAUUUCCCCAAUAUCAAUUAACUAAGUGCCUUACUGAUAACUCUUGUUUUCAAUCAUUUUUUACAAUUUUACAAAUAAAGAUUUAUUAACUUAUAUUUAU
This is a messenger RNA of Drosophila melanogaster (fruit fly), 487 nucleotides long. RefSeq lists its product as uncharacterized. The transcript is spliced from 3 exons. The coding region runs from base 169 to 381 and encodes 70 amino acids. NCBI's taxonomy places the organism in Eukaryota, Metazoa, Arthropoda, Insecta, Diptera, Drosophilidae. The record is from RefSeq and is marked reviewed.